CCGUGUUUUUAGGGACAAGCCGCAAAUGAAAGUGCAUCCUAGAAAACUUCAUCAUGGCGUCGAUCAGCGAGCAGCGUCUCAAAGAGAUGGAAGCGGAGAUGAACCGCUUUGAGCAAGAAAUUGCUCCAUCUCCAAAUGAUGAGCCACAAGGCACAUCAGGCAUGAUCAUUAGCUCAGGGACGUUUGACCAAGUCCAAGCACAACUCCGACAGCUGAGGCAGGAGUCAUCUGGCGUAAAAACAGAUCAGCCCUUGGUGCCACCUCCCCCACCCCCAGCUUCUGGGACAGUCUCACAGUCAUUUAACCAGCAGACGUUGGGAGCCACAUCAGGAAUAGAUCUUUCAUCUGCCUUGGCACCACCUCCUCCUCCACCCCCUGAGCCUGGCCAAGAUCAGAGCCAGUAUAGCUCAGAAGCUCCACCCAUGAUGGCACCCCCUCCGCCACCUCCUCCCAUCCUGGCACCAGCAUUUGUUCCACCACAGCUGCGGCACAGGCCUCCCAUGAAUCCACAUAUGACACACAUGGACCAUCACAGGCCCCAUGGCAUGCCAGGCCAUGGACACAUGAUGCCAGUCCCCUUCUCUCAUCAACACCCAAUGCUUAGACCUCAGCACAUGGUUCAACCAAUGGACUUUCCUCGUGGUCCUUAUCACCAGCCAGGAUACCAUAUGAUGGGUGGUGGCGAUGGAUCUAACAUGGGUGGCCCUGGUUACCCUAUGGAUGGGCAGCAAAACAACUCAGCUACGAUUGAAGCCAAAUCAAAAAUCAUCUACUCUGCACCCCCUGUGAAGAACAUUUCAAAAGGAUCAGAGAGCUCCACACCUGCUGCUUCUAAGAAAGGUGGCAAGUCCGACAGAAAGGAGAAGCCUGGUGACUCUGGAGUCUUUGGCCCUGCUGCAUAUCCUGAUGGUUCAACCUCAAACAUGUAUGAUGAAGGAGCACCAGGAGCAGGGAUGCAAAGUUCAGAAGAUAUAACAGUGGCAGACAUGGAGAUUGAUGCUGAUGUAAGCAUGCCCACCAGGCGUGAGAGAAAAGAAAAGAAGAAAAAGUUUGUGCGGCUGGCAGCAGGAACCACAUGGGAGGAUCCAACAUUAGCUGAGUGGGAUCAAGAUGAUUUUCGUAUGUUCUGUGGUGAUCUUGGAAAUGAAGUCACUGAUGAAGUUCUCACAAGGGCAUUUGGCAAGUAUCCUACCUUUCAGAAGGCAAAGGUGAUUCGUGAUCGUCGCACAAACAAAACCAAAGGCUUUGGGUUUGUCAGCUUCAAGGACCCUGCAGAUUUCACUAGGGCUAUGAGGGAAAUGAAUGGUAAAUACGUGGGGAACAGACCGAUCAAGCUGCGAAAAAGCACUUGGAAGGACCGCAACAUUGACAUCGUGCGCAAGAAAGAGAAAGAGAAGAAGCGACUGGGACUACGAUGACGUCACAGUAGUGUGGUGGUUAGCGCGUGCAGGCCUCGUUCACACACGCGACUUGUAUGCGAGACUAUAUGCCUCGCAUCGAGAACUGUUUUUUUUUCUUUCAAAGGGGGAGCAAUACGGCCGAUGAGUGGGUGGAUGCGUGGGUAGGGAUUGAUCAAGAGGGAGAAGGGAGAGACUGUGCGAGAAAGAGCGGGACGGUAGUUUGUUUUCUUAUUUCUUAAAGCAUAUUUGCAUCAUCGUUGGAAAUACCCUACACGAAUGUGUACACUUCUCUUACCAUCCACUGGCAACCUCUGACCAGACUGCCCACCCUUCUGGCAUUGGCUGCAGGCAAAAUAGACGAUUGGAAGUGAUGGAGAACGAGAAAAAGAUGUAGAGAAAAAAGAAAAUUGUCCACAUUUCUUCCAUGUGGGAGAGGCAGGGGUUGAUUUUCAGCGAUCAACAAAGUUAGCGCCCACCCUUCAUUGACAUCCAGCGCCGCUUGGAACGUGGGUUGUCCUCCACACGUGCUGCCAUCAUGCCGCAUAAAGCUGAGUUGUGGUCGGAGGUUGAGGUAGGUGUUGUUGGGAGGACCGAGCGAUGGCAGUGACUGUUACUACCUUCCCUUCUCUCAGUUUCAGUUAACGAAAUUUGUUGGGCUCUUCUUUUAUUUACAUUAAAACAAAUCAGUUUUAUAAGAGUGAAA
This is a messenger RNA of Pomacea canaliculata, 2103 nucleotides long. Its product is annotated as RNA-binding protein 42-like. The record is from RefSeq and is a predicted model, not a curated record. The transcript is spliced from 5 exons. Gene Ontology annotation, molecular function: mRNA binding. Lineage: Eukaryota; Metazoa; Mollusca; Gastropoda; Architaenioglossa; Ampullariidae. The coding region runs from base 54 to 1418 and encodes 454 amino acids.